Messenger RNA from Lentinula edodes (shiitake mushroom), 1980 nucleotides. RefSeq names its product cytochrome P450. The transcript is spliced from 5 exons. NCBI's taxonomy places the organism in Eukaryota, Fungi, Basidiomycota, Agaricomycetes, Agaricales, Omphalotaceae. Bases 1 to 1980 code for a protein of 659 amino acids. Gene Ontology annotation, molecular function: heme binding; monooxygenase activity; iron ion binding. The record is from RefSeq and is a predicted model, not a curated record.
AUGGACGUCUUAACAUUUCUCGUCCUUAUCAUUGGGCUCGUCUACUCCUUAUAUCUCUACUCUCGCUCCGGCAAGCAGGCCUCACAGUCGGGUAUAGUACGCAUACCGCCAGGUCCGAAACCGCUUCCUCUUUUUGGCAACAUCUUCGACCUGACCGCGAAGGAGUUAUGGGUAAAGGCCACCGCCCUCGCGCAGACCUACGGCCCGGUAUACCAGCUAUCAAUAUUACAUCCUUCACUUUCCAUAAGCCAACCUUUAGUGUUCCUUUCAAGUCCAGAAGUAUGCUUUGAUUUGCUGGACAAGAAAGGCGGGAUGUAUUCCGAUAAGCCGAAGUUGGUAAUGGCAGGAGAACUUUGUGGAUGUGACGAUAUGGUCGCGUUCACCGGAUACGGCGCGCAGUCAAGGAGACAAAGAAAACUUAUAGGUCUGGCCUUCUCCAAAGAGAGGAUCCCCGCGUACCAAGGUUUGAUUGAAAGGGAAACGGCUGGUUUCUUGACUGGCUUAGUAUCCGCACACACUUCUUCUGCUUCUACCGCGUCAUCAUCUUCCCAACCUCUUCCUUCUCGCUUUCUCUCGUACAUCCCUUUAAUUCGUCGGUACGCUGGGCAACUCACACUCUCUGUCAUUUAUGGAUAUACUGUUCCAACAUCCUACACACAAAAUGUUCACGACAAGUUUUUGGAUAUGGCUGAAGACUGCGUGGACAUUCUCAGCAACAAGAUUGCGUCAGGAGGAGGAAUAUGGCUAGUGGAUAUCUUUCCCUGGCUAAAAAAGGCUCCAAAGUCUCUCGAAUCCAUUCCGCUCUUCUCUUUCCUCCCUAAAUCUCGAGCAUGGAAGGCGAAAAUGGUUGAAUUUGUGGAAAAACCUUUUGAGUGGGUCAAAGCAGAAAUCGAGAAAGGAACGCAGAAGCCAUCUUUCUGCUCCACGCUUUUGGAAAAUUCCGAUGCCGUCGUUCCCUCUGCAGUAACUAAUGGACACAUGAAAAGGAAAUCCGAUAUUUCCCCCGAAUUACUUUCAUCAUGGGCGUUGGCUUCUUCUGCUGUGGCCAAACCGGUCACGGCAAACGCAAAAGAAUAUGCACAAUUCGAAUUCGACCUCAAAUGGACCGCGAAUAGCAUGUAUUCUGCCUCCGGAGACACAACUGUCACCACUGUAAUGCACUACUUUCUCGCCAUCCUGCAAGACAUGGACACAGGUGGCGAAGUCGUACGCAAAGCGAGGAAGGAGCUCGAUUUGGUUACUGGAUUGGCGGACGACUCCCCUCCAGCAAUCAAACCCCGUCUUCCAAGUUUAUCGGAUCGAUACGUCGACGUUGAUGUCCCAGAUGCAAAGGGAGGCACCAGGAAAGUCAAGAAACCUAGGUUUCCCUAUGUCGAAGCUGUAAUGUCGGAAGUAUGGAGGUGGGGUGUAGUUGUACCGUUAAAUCUUCCGCAUCGGCUGACAGAAGAUGAUGUGUAUACACCUCCUCCUUCACCAUCCAACCCUAAUCCUUCGCCCAUGUUCCUCCGUAAGGGCUCGUUAAUUUUCGGAAAUAUCUGGUCUAUACUUCGCUCCAAGGAAUUGUUCGGAGAUGACGUGGAUGAAUUCAAGCCGGAGAGGUAUCUUCCUUCACCGCACGAAGAAGCCGUUCUAUAUGGGCCCCAUGACGAGGAUGAAUACGAAAUAAUUAGAAAAGAGAGAAAGAAACGCGAUCCGCGUUCUUAUGUGUUUGGGUUUGGUCGUCGGCAGUGUCCCGGACAAAAUUUAGUCGAAAGUAGUGUUUGGUUACUUACGGCCACGCUACUGAGUGCUGUCGAUGUACGCAGGCCGUGUGUCGAGGGCGAGGAUGGAAAAGAGAGCGUGAUCAUAGAGAAAGUAGACUUCAAUAACAGUGUGUUCAGAACCCCGGACCCUUUCGGUGUUGAUAUCAGGCCAAGGUCAGAGAAGGCACUUGAAGUCAUCAUGCUUGCCGGGGAAGGCGAAGAAGCCGAAAGUCUUUAA